Messenger RNA from Stegodyphus dumicola, 1393 nucleotides. Its product is annotated as lysosomal cholesterol signaling protein-like. The record is from RefSeq and is a predicted model, not a curated record. Lineage: Eukaryota; Metazoa; Arthropoda; Arachnida; Araneae; Eresidae. Gene Ontology annotation, biological process: negative regulation of BMP signaling pathway; transmembrane transport; intracellular signal transduction. Gene Ontology annotation, cellular component: membrane.
AGUUGUAUAUCUGUCUUGGCUAAUCAUUUUCUUUCCCUUUUAUCUGAAAUUAACUGUGGAGUACAAUGCAGAGCCAGAGAUUAAUAUUUGGGACAUUUUCACUAUAAUUAAGAGAAGUGUUUAAGGCAUUUGAAAUAUAUGCACGAAAUUCGGAGAUAAAGAAUGAACUUCACAAACUCUUCAUCUGAUGUUCUCGGAGAAGUCGAUCCUUAUCCAUUUGAAAAGUUCGCGCCAACUUUGACGCAAUGCUUUAUCCUCACCAUAGUUGGGUACGUGACAGCGAAGUUCGAGCUGAUAUCCGCAAGCGACAUGAGAGGAAUCGGAGUUUUCGCCACUUAUUUUGGUUUACCAGGCAUUGUCUGGGACACACUUGCAGAUUCUGACUUCAGUGACUUCUAUUGGGAACUGAUAAUUGGUUUGCUACUUGGGAAGCUCUUAAUCUUUGCCGUAGUUUGUGGAUUUUGCCUUUUAUUGACUGGAAAUAUCGGACUGGCAGGCUUGGUAGCUCUUUACUGUGUUCAUAGCAACGACUUGCCAGUCGGAUGUCCACUGAUGUCUUCCUUGUACAAAGAUUUUCGUUCUCAUAUGAUGAAGUACUUAUUUUUGAUGCCAUCAAUGACAACAAUUUUCAUCAUUCCGAUUGGUAAUUACAUGACUGAAUAUUACAAGUACAAAAGAAAGCAAGUCAGCCAACAGGAGACUAAAGAUUCUGAACAGUGGAUAAAACGAUUACCGCGGAAGAAGAUGAUCAAGCUCAUCAAAGAUGUCAUUAAAAGUCCUAUCGUAAUAGCAACGCUGACAGGAAUAUUGCUAAAUCUCAUUUUUAAGGGAAAAGUUCCUCCUGUCUUGCAUCAACCAAUUCAUGUUGUUGCUGCCACCAUACCUGGUCUGGUUCUCAUCAUUCUUGGUUUCAACAUGGUGCGUAAGGACAGGCACCUUAUAAGCUCUGCCGUUGUAUAUGCAAUCCUGCUCGUAGUGAUAAAGAUGAUAGUGACACCACUGGUAUUACAUAUAAUGGUGCGGGCUGUAACAACACACUGCAAUUCAUCUCUUUUUCUGUCAGAUUUUGCUUUGCUGUACGGCAUCUUACCACCAUCAACAGCGGUAUUUCUGUCGGGUCUUGAAUUUCGGAAACCCUUAGCAUCGAUGGGAGCGGCUUUAAUUAUAUGCAGUUUUGCAUCUUAUCCUUUGUCGUAUGUUGUGGCUAGAUUUACAAUUGCUGCUAAACAUGAGCUGAACUAUUACGUACCGCAACUGCAAUAUUGCUUAAUUUGGAUGGCUUGCAUUAAUAUUGCUUGUAACAUAUUUACAUGGACUUUAAUUAUGUGGAGAAAGCAAUGGAAUAAAGUUCCUUGCUGCUACGUCAUGUGUCUCAUAUUCUCUCAGGUAAAUG